Molecule: messenger RNA, 1405 nt
Organism: Erigeron canadensis
Lineage: Eukaryota; Viridiplantae; Streptophyta; Magnoliopsida; Asterales; Asteraceae
Product: probable E3 ubiquitin-protein ligase XERICO
Exons: 2
Coding region: 508-984 (158 amino acids)
Source: RefSeq, a predicted model, not a curated record
UAUGAUAAGAUGCAUCAAGUGAGAUUAAAUUUGUGGUAGUUAUGAUUAGUUUUAUGCUAGUUGCUAAUGAGAAAUUUGCGUCAUAGAUGUACAACACUUCUUUAGUUUAUACAACUUUUUGGUUAUACACGAUAGGUAGAAGUAGGACGCAGCACGAUAUUUAUGUGUAUUGUAUGAAUUUUUGCGUAUGACUAAGUUUGGGCGUGUACAUACGACAUUUUGUUGUCCGAUGUGGCGAAAAUUGCUGAACAUUAUAUACAUGUGUCAAAUGCAUAAUAUAGUGAAAUGAUAUUCGAAGUCUUUGAUUUAUAGGUAUAUGGACACCAAUGGCCCAACGCAUCAUAUUGAUGUUAGUCCAAAAAUGUGUGUUGCUUGUGUUGCUAAAAUGGUCAUAAAAUGAUAAGAGAUUCAUAUGGUCAAGAUUGAACUAGUUGCCAAUUGCUUAAUUAUUCGAUUUUUUUUUUCAUUUAAACGAUUAAAGAAACUCUUACAUGACUCUUAAAAUUGAUGACAUUUGUUCAAAUCAAUAUGGGCCUCUCAUCGUACUCAAACCCUUCUGAUGCGGGAAUCAUGUGUGUGAUUCUAGUUAAGACGGCCGUGUCUAUAUCUAUCAUGAAGGAGCUGCUUCGGUCCAUCCUACGUUUCAUCGGUUUUCGCAUGGCAUCAUGGGAUGAGUUUUCAAGUCAAUCCCUCACAGAACCAGUCGAAGGCCGAGGAAGCCCUUCAAAAAGCUACAUGGAUGAGUUCAGAAGCCGGACCCCUACUCUUCGGUACGAGUCCCUUUCUUGCACCACAAAACAAGAAUGUUCUGUUUGCUUGGUUGAGUUCAAACCAGAUGCAGAGAUAAAUUGUCUCUCGUGUGGACAUGUUUUCCAUAAAUCUUGCCUUGAGAAAUGGUUAAACUACUGGAACAUAACUUGCCCUCUUUGUAGAAACCACAUAAUGGCACCCACAGAAAUGGAAGAAAACACUUGCCCUAUGUGAACAUUUUAGACAAACGUCUAGUGUUUAUUCGUCAUUUUUAGGUGUGUUAGUGUACAGGAUGAGUCCAUAUUAGUGGCCCAUAUGCACUUUGUAAAUAUUGAAUCUGUAUGGUUUCCGGUGUCAUAUGCAUCUGAGAAACUGAAAAGCUAUGUCUUUUCGCUUUUGUUAUAGUCAUAUUUAGAAAAACGAUGUUUAUCAUGUUUAGCUAAGUUAGUGCACAUGGUAGAGUCAGUUUUCAUUAUGCACUUAGUGUACAUGUAUCAACUCUGUAUGGUUUCCGGUGUCGUAUGCAUCUGAGAAGCUGAAAAGUGUUGUCUUUUCGCUUUUGUUAUAGUUGAAUUAGAAAAAGCGAUGUUUUAUCAACAUAUUAAUGAAUGUAUUACAUAUAUAUUUCAAUACAAGUACUAGAUCUAUUAGCAUU